Molecule: messenger RNA, 8497 nt
Organism: Bicyclus anynana (squinting bush brown)
Lineage: Eukaryota; Metazoa; Arthropoda; Insecta; Lepidoptera; Nymphalidae
Exons: 10
Coding region: 421-4233 (1270 amino acids)
Biological process (GO): imaginal disc-derived wing hair organization
Cellular component (GO): cell cortex
Source: RefSeq, a predicted model, not a curated record
GCGCGGCCGUCAUUUAUCCGAGACACGCGGGCUCGGCGGGUCCUCUCGAACGAAUCUCGACGCGAUCUCUCCCGAAACACGAUAGAGAACUCGUAGGUACAUGUUAUUAUUUAACACACGAAAGGGCUUGAACCCGAAGCGUAAAAAAAACAUUAUGUUCUAUUUUCGAACGCUGCACGCUCCGUUCUAUUUUUGAACAUAGAUAACAUAUUGAAAUGCGCGAGUGUGUGGACCGAACAUUUUAGUGAAAUAUAGUUCAAUUCGUAAAUUAAUGAUAAUGUUGUAGAUAUUUAAAUUUAUUGUGGUCACGAGCUCGGUGAAUAUAUUUGGCGAUUAUCCCCGAACAACCUUCAUCAUGAAUUGAUAAGUUGGCAAGCAUGCGGCGGCGACGUUGCUGGACAGCGGGCGGCGGCGGCUAGCAUGGCCGCGCUGCUCCUCCUGCAGCUGCUGGGUGCUGCGACCGCCGCCAGCCUCGGCGACCUGGCCCGACGGGACACCGGCGACGUGUUCACUGUACUCGGUGGUGAAUGUGGGUCGCAGUGCGUGGAGUACGGCGCGGGGGCGGCGGGGGAGGGGGUGGGAGAGGGGUUGAGGGAGGGGGUGAAGGGGCACUGCGCCUGUGCAUGUCCACAGCGCGCACCCUUGUUCAGGGAGGAUCGGGAACUCUGCGUUGAUGACUUACCAGAAUGCUCCCUGGCAACCUUCGGCUCUGGGACCGGCGUACAGCGGAUUCCAUUCGUCUAUUUGCCGCUCAAGGGUCAAAUCAUACAUCCAUCACGGGAAAUCACCUUCCACAACGUGAAGACCCCAAUUUGUGCUGUGUCUGGAGCCCAGUAUCUGACACGAAAGGGAUUUUUGGAUCUCCGAAAUACGAUUGAUGCUGAUGUACCAUUUAGUUUGUUUCGAGAUGAAGGCAGAACUUUUCUACAGUGGAGCGGUGAAGACGAAGUACGCAAGCGAAUGUCAGGACGUGUGAUGGUCGUACGGCUGCUGUGUCGAGACAUCUCUGCCACACCAAUAUCGCCCUUAGAUCUGAGGGGAGUGUUCACACCAUGUGUCGCAUUUAGAGUGCAGGGAACACCACCGAGACAUGCCACAAAUAUCACUGAAGUUCAAUUCGCAUCUAACGCGCAAACUUCUGAAACAUCUAGCGCAUCCGGACUGACUGUCACAGAGUACAUCGCAAUCGGAAUAAGUUCCUUACUACUCGGUCUUAUAUACGUCGCUUCUGUUUUUCUCUACUUACACAUCAAAAAACGUCGAAAAGCUUCUGCGGAAGACAACACUUUAAGAAAACUUAAAGUGCUAAGAAAAAAGGAUGGAACCGCUAUUACAGAACAUGAUAUCAUAAGGAUAAAUAAUGAAAGGGUUCAGUCGUUGGCUAAUGCUUUGGGUCAAGAUGAUGGAGUGGUCAAGAAAAACCCAUUGUUGAACGUUGUACGACAAUUCCAUGAUAAUAAAAGCUUCACGAGUGACCUUUCUGAUUGUGAAGACUUUGCAGAUAACACUAGCCGCGGUGAAGAAAACAAUGAAACCACUUCGGUAAUUAUACAUAAGCAUAUCAAUGAAAUGAGACAUCAAGGCGACGGUUUAGAAUUAAAUCAUCGAGAUGAAUCGAGUAUAGAACGUCUACCAGACGAACAUGUGUCCAUAGUAGAGACAAUAGACGAUCGUGAGAUCGCUAGACCAGUGGGAACAACGCGGCGCAAGCUUUACUUCAACCCAGCUUAUUUUGAACCACAUUUAAUGGCAGACCCUCCUGCUGCAGCAAUUGAAUUUCUUUCGAAAAUUCGGGAAGUUAUAGCAAUCGCAAAACAAAAAAUGGCAAUAAAACGUUUUCAUCCAAUAUUGAAUCAUAUACCAGAAGAAGAAACUUAUCCAUCUAAUGUAAGCGUUGACCUUUAUCACAGUAUGGGCAGUCAACGGAGUGGAAGCAUGGUUAGUCUUAAAAGGGAGAAUAGUAGAAAAAGAUCCACCAAUUGUUUAGGUUGUCCUGGAUGCAAAACAAAUAAUACUGAUAAUGAUGUGCCAACAUUUAUGAAAUACAACAUUGCCACAUGCUCUAGCUGCCUUGGAGAAAAAGGAGACAAACAACAUAGUAUCAGAAAAUGGUUAGAAAAUAUUCCAAGUGGAAAGCAACAAGUGUUUUAUAAUGAUAAUCAAACUCAAAAUUUAGCAAUUUCAUUAUUAUCUUUGCCUAACAAUGAAAAACAAUGCCAGAUACAAAAACAAAAUAGUUUUAGUGCAACUCAUACUGCAAAAGUAACAGAUGAAUUCGCGAUCUCUAAAAGAAAUGCCUCUCGUUCAGUUAGAUCAGAACCAUCUGUUCGAAAUUACAAUUUACCUUUACCAGAAUUUAAUGACACUGAACCUGAAAAAACCCAUUGCCAGACAGUGUCACGAAUGGACGAUAUAACGCCCAUUGAUUUUAAUGGAUAUAUUUCUGGAAGUUUAAGACAGAAACUAGAUGGUACUAUAAGAAACGGAAAUACCUUAUUGAAAAAUAAUAACGCACUACCCGAUAUGGUUAACGAAGCUAUUGCUCUUGAUCAUUUCUCUAGGUCAUCAUAUAAUUUAAGCAGUUCAGACGAAGAACGUUGUCUUAAAAAUUCAACGCCAGAUGAGGCUAAGACUCCGUACAUCAAAAAUAACUCAGAUGUAGCUUCAGGACAUGAAUAUGAAACGGAUAGUCUUGAAAGAACAUCAAAUAAAAAGGGAAAAAGUAUUGAUUAUCCUGAUGUCCCUUCAUCCCAAGCUAGUCCAAGUUUAAGCAAUGCCUUGCCAUUAGAAGAAGAACUUACCAUGAGAAAUGCUGUCUAUAAAACAAACUCUAGCGGUGUUAGCAACACACCAUCACCAGAAGAUAUGUACGUAGAUGAUAAUCAUUAUGAAAUUAUAGAAAUAAAGAAAACCAAAGUGGAGCCCGUUAUUGGCAUAGGAUCAAAACACAAUUCUAGUUACAGUUUGGUGAGUGAAGUGUAUGUAAAUAACAAUUAUAAUUUUGGCAGUGCACCAACUUCACCAAGUGGCUCUGAAUGCUCAAUGGGAAGUAGAAAAGGGUUGAAAUUGGAUAAGCUACAAGAGAGACCUGGCUGUUUGACAAUCGAAGUCAAAGAUCCCCCUGAAAAUUAUAUAAAAAUUCAUGAAUCCGAUGGUUUCGAACCUGAUACGUUAGAUCGAAAACAUCCUAAGCAUAAAGAGAUUAUAGAAAAUAUCAACUUUAGUCGAAGAGACCUUCUAAAAAACAUUGAUACGACAGAAAACCGAAAACUUGAUCGUAUACAGCUUAGAAGCAGUGGAACAUAUUCAAAAAAUAAUGGAAAAUCAGAAAGUUUGAAUAAGUUCAAUAGCUUGAGAAAUGAUCAUGAACAUCAGCGUAAUUUUCUAAACCGCCCUAAGUUAUCGCCAAAUAUAUACAGUGGUUCAAAAUCAUUAGAGAAUACAACAGAUGAUAAUUGGGAUGAUAAUGGUGGUUGGACAUCUGAAGACAGCCGUAUAUUAACAUUAGAACUUAGGCACUCGAAAAGACAACGGCAAUGCACACCGCCUACUAUAAAACAAAUUAAAAACUUAGCUCGACCUGAUAUUCUACCACCUUUACCGCCAAUUGAAGACGACGCUAUUUAUGAAAAGCCAAGAGUUCCACCUAGGAGAGUUCAAUGCGAUAAUACUGUAGAAGACCAUAGUUCUUCUAACGUGUCUCCACGUAACUCAAUUCGCGAAUCCUUAAAUAGCCCACCAGUUAUCGCAGCACAAUCCACUCAUCCACAGAAAUUGGGAUACGAAGACAUUAAUAUCGCAAAUUCAAGUCAAAGUGAUAUCAAAUCCGAUGACUGUCGAAACUCUACAAGAACGAAAAGUUGUUGUAGCAGCGGAAUAAACACUAAUACUUUCGUGAGAAGUCAGAAAGGAGACAAUUUUCACAGGACGAAAUUCAGACGGAAAAGGGGUACCAAUAUAGAAGAUUCUGGUUAUCUCAGUAGUGACUCGACCAGUUCUAAACAAUUUCAAAAGAAAAUAGUAAUUGCGAAAGUAGCUAGUUGUACUGAAAGUGAAGAUACAGGGGACGAAGCAAGGAGUGAAUCUGGUGCUGAAAGUAUAGAAACACAUUCGGUGUACUUCGGUAAUUGUCACAAACUACAUCAAAAUAAUGAAAUCAUAAAAAACACUGUCAAAGUGCCAAAGGAUAGUAGAAGAAAAGUUAAAAUAAAAAGUGAAAAUCAUAGCCAGUAAAAUUUGUGAAAUAAUGAACGCAGUGCAAUAAUAGUGUAACCAAUAAUUAUAUAAUUUUAGUUAGAUAAAAUAUUUAAUAUAAUACAUAAAAUACCUCUGACAAAUUAUAUUUUAAAUUAAAUAAUAUAAAUCUAGGUAGUUUAAUUGUAAAUUAUCAAAGAUAGGCCGGACGUGCAAUGCAAUAAUAGAAUAGUUAGAUGUAAAACAGAAUAUUUUAUUAAUUGAUGUAUAUUUGGUUGGAUAAAAAUCUCAAAUCCUUUUUACAAUAUUUCCCUUAUAAAGAAUAGAAAGAAUUAUUUAGGAGUAAUUCAAUAAGUAAAACGUUUUUAGAGAUAUUUGUACAACCGUAUCAACAUCAUCGUACUAGUAAUUAAUAUCUUCAUGACAAUUUCUGUUACCUAAAUAUUUUCCCUAUAAGGGAUUUCUUUUUAUUUCAUUAGUUUUAUCUAAAUUAUAUUAUUGUAUAAAAUAUUUUGUUGUUAAACUUAAGUUAUUGUAUAGAAUAUUUUGUUGUAUAACGUAAGUUUACUGUAUGUUUUGUAUAUAUUGAGCAGAGUCUGGCGGCAAAAUUUGGCUUCCUAGUACCUGACAAAUAUAGAUUGCUCCGGAGGGGUUUUGAGUUUACGGCACAUUGCCGCUACUACCGCAUACUAAUUUUGGGGUAAACCGCACAACUCAGUCCGUCUGAACACUACAGUGGGAACGGCAGUAUUACGACUGAGGGAGUUGAGUGAGCCGUGAAUGAAUUGCCUCGUUUGUUCAGUGGUUAGCCUAUGUGACUUCGGAUCACUCAGGUUCUUGUAAGAAAUUUUCAUUAAAAAUUCUCAGCCCAGAGUAUGAUAAUUAGUGGUGUAAAAGCCGACAUCAUCACUUCAUUAUAUUAUCGGUAACAAAUGAUCGUUAGAGUAAAACUUUAGAACCAAUCCGCAUUGGGCUAGCGUAGGUGAAUGCUUCAUAUCAUCUCCUACAUGGAGGGAGGCCUGGCUCCUUAGUGAGCAGUCAAAGUAGGCUGAUAAUGGUGAUGGAUCGAGUAAAGAGCGGGCAUUCUUCGUUUCAUUCAAAUUCGCGUGUCCAAUCUCACUCACACUCAGGCCAAAACGCCCGUCCAGAACGGCCCUCUAAACUGAGGUCCGAAUCUCAGAGGAGACGCCCUUAAAGAGAUAGUCGUUCCGCCCAUCUAUUCUGCUUCUGCCUUCAGGCUCUAUCAGGCGAUGCUUCUACGCUCGCUUACGGUGACGCCGCUGAGGUUUCGCUAAAGCACUUACACAAUCAAAAAUAAAAACUCACUCGCUCUCCUGUCUCCAUACCACUGCUGUACUGCGAAGGCAAUGACUCGGUUGUUUGGUUUCCCUAUAAUAGUACUAAGGACAUUUUUGUUUGGUUUUUUGUAAUGGUAGUAACUUGGUUGCGGUAAUGUGCGACAAACUUGCUAAAAGCAAUUUCGAAUCCCCUCCGUUAUGUAACAGAGCAUAUUAUUUGGUUGUUACUUGUUGAGAAUAAGCAAUUAGGAAUUUAACGUUGAACUAUCUAUAGCAUUAUCCAAAGGAUUAUACUUACAUAUCUUUUAUCUCUCUCGUAGGUAAAUCUACUUUACUUUUUAAUAUUUUGUUUAAUUUUUUUAUUUAAAUAUUCUUUAAAGACUGAUGAUGCGCAUGUUAAACAAAUCAUACAUUUUUUUAUUGAAUUUGUGUAUUCUUGUAAUAUUGUGUAAUACUUUUGUGAGAUAUGUUAUUAAACUUGACGGCAAACUUGAUCGUGUGUGGCUUUAUAGUUUACCAAUUUUAGCAAAAUACUAGAACGCAAUGAUGAAUGCAUCAGUAUACUUGACACUAUUGUGCUAUGGUCUUAAAAUAUCUAUUUGAUAAAGGUAACAGCUCAGUAGAGCCAUACAGCACUUGAUCUGCCUUGUUACAGCUCCCGAGCAUGACUAUCCGUGUGUGAUCCAAAUGCAAGUGUACGAGUACACCUAUUUGUUUCGAAAUAAGUAAACUUCAAUUUAUAAACACUUCAAUCUGUGCCAUCUACUUACAGAUUUGUUUUCUCUUGUUGUAACUAGAUGGCGCAGUUUUAAUUGUAACUAUGCUAUGUGCAAUGUACCGGUAAAUAUAAAUUGAAAUUUAAUUUAAAUUGUAAGUGUUUUAAUAUAAUUACUGGAGCAAAUAGGGACAACCUCACACUACAAACCGGUGAUGCUAUAGAAUUGACAAACAGAGCGUACUCGUAUAUUAUGUCCGUCGAAGGCAAUUAUAAAGAACCGCACAAGACUAAUGAGUGCAGGUCGGGUACCAGAUGGAUCUAAUGAGCAUGAACCUUAUUUGUUCCAAAGGUUGAUUAUUCCCAACAGAUUUAAUACGGUUGUGGGUAGUUUAAGAAAUAUGUAGUAUAAUAAAUGAAUGAAUUUUAAAUGUGUUAAUUUAAUAGCUGACAAAUGGUGCUAACAACAGGAAUAAUCCGGGUAUCUAUUGAAUAUUAUUUGAUGUUGUUUUAUUUUUAUUAUAGAUUAAUUACGUUAAUUACUUAAUAAGACGUUUUUAAUAUAGUAACAGAAAAAAUAAUAAUAAUAUAAUGAUGUAUAUAAUAAUUUUAAUAAUAUAUUAGUGUUACUUUAUAAAAAGCUCAAUAGCAAAAUUUGUAAUUCGUAAGGAAAUAUUUUUUAUGUAAAGUUAAAUUGAUAUUUGUAGUUAAAUAAGAUUUAAUUUAUAAUUUAAGUAAGAAUUUAUUUAUUUAAAAAGCAAUUACGAAUAUUAAUAUACCUAUCAACUUAUUCAUAUUUAAGUUAUUUAAAGUGUCUGUUAACACUAUAAAUAUAAAACAAACCAUACUCUGUAUUAUUGACGGCCUACGUGGCGCAGUGGUAUGCGCGGUGGAUUUACAAGACGGAGGUCCUGGGUUCGAUCCCCGGCUGGGCAGAUUGAGAUUUUCUUAAUUUGUCCAGGUCUGGCUGGUGGGAGGCUUCGGCCGUGGCUAGUUACCACCCUACCGGCAAAGACGUACCGCCAAGCGAUUUAGCGUUCCGGUACGAUGCCGUGUAGAAACCGAAAGGGGUGUGGAUUUUCAUCCUCCUCCUAACAAGUUAGCCCGCUUCCAUCUUAGACUGUAUCAUCACUUACCAUCAGGUGAGAUUGUAGUCAAGGGCUAACUUGUAAAGAAUAAAAAAAUAAAAAAAAAAACUGUAUUAUAUUGCUCUCUUUACAUACAGUAUUUAUUUUAUAUUUAUAUAAUUUAUAUAUUUAAUAGGAAUAGUUUACGCGAGUUGCUUAAUUUAAUGAUGGUGCAAAAAGUUAAAAAAGGAGUUAUUUUAAGACUGAGUGGUGGAUCUAUGGUUUUUCAAAUAUUAGUACAUACAAUAAUUAUAUUUAUUAAGGAUGAAAAUGAAUUUGCUUACAUUAAUAAGGCAUCCUUAGGGACAUGUUUAGCAGGGUUAUUAUGUAACUCGGUGUACCAUUCAAGUAAUAAGUCACUACAUCGUUUUUAAUCGUAUUUUCGGAAUCAUAAUCAUCUAACAAUAUCAUUUCUACGAAAUGAUCUUGACUGAGUGAUUUUACAUCAAAUGACAACGAUUUGACAAUGUAUUUUGUUAUCAAAGUGAACUUACAUGAGCAAUUCAAAUUGCUUCAAAGCAAAUGGAGUAUGUGGAUCAAUUUAAAACAACGAGCCAUUAUAACAAUAGCAAUUUAGUAUAACAUUUAAGAAAUAAAAAUACCUUUAUUUCUUAAAUGCCAAAUUAAUUUAACAUCAAAAUGUCUCUAACUCUCCCAGGACAAUGGGGAUGAUGACUAGGUGUGAAUAUGUUGACUUUUAUGAGACAUUCGGGUAUAUAAGGUCAAUGUUAAAUAAUUUAUACGCAAAAAUAAGACUAUAAAAAUUUCAAAAUCUAUCAAUAAUAAUCGCAAUUAGAUGAAAAUUCAUAAAUUUUUAGCUUCCUUACAUUAAACGUGACAUUUUUCAAUACAUGAACUAUAAACGUAAACGCAUAAAUAACACAAAUAUUUGUAAUUUUGAUCGCCUAUACAAAUCUAAUGAUUAUUAUGAUCAACGACGUCAUUGAUUCAUGCCCUUUUGUAUGGGGCGUUUUUCAGGGAUCUGCGGCAGUCCGCAUAUAUACCUUUUAAAUCCCUGUAGCUCCGAAAGUAAUGAUCGCAGAUACCGUGUUACUUUUCCAAAAUUGUAUUACUCCUAAUUUAAAUACAAUUUACAAAACAGUCAUCAUCCCUAUUCUCUGUGAUGUGUGAAAUAAUAUAAUGCUUUUAAAUCUUUUAAAAAU